This is a messenger RNA of Pimephales promelas (fathead minnow), 1644 nucleotides long. RefSeq names its product growth hormone regulated TBC protein 1a (gene grtp1a). NCBI's taxonomy places the organism in Eukaryota, Metazoa, Chordata, Actinopteri, Cypriniformes, Leuciscidae. The record is from RefSeq and is a predicted model, not a curated record. Gene Ontology annotation, biological process: regulation of GTPase activity. Gene Ontology annotation, molecular function: small GTPase binding; GTPase activator activity.
GAGCUCCCUGGAGAAAUUAAUCGUGUUGCUUGGCAAAGUGUUCGGCGUGGAUGAUGCGCGCGCCCGGCGAAAAAACGCGCAUUUAAAACAGCAACUACAAGAGUGCUCUGAUAAAGUUGGAGUGUUUUUGCUCCGCGCGGCUGUUAUUGCCGGCACGCGACAGGUUGAUCCGAUCCCGCGGGAGAAGAGAAGGAGCCAUUACUGUGGCGUGGGAAAAGUUUGGCUUGCGUGACGAGCGGGAGAGAGUCGUCCGCGUCUCGAGCGAAGGGAAUCAGCCGUGUCCAUGAGCGCCGCGGAUCUGCUGUAAAUGGAGUCCCGGAGUCCCGGUGUCCCGGAGCUCUGAGUCUGAGGAUCACCGAUCACUGAUCAUGGAGACGCGCAACGGGACGCGGAGCUCCAAUCAGCCGCAGCUGCGCAUUAACGUGCCGAGCAGCGCCAGAGAGCGAGCGGCCAGUGUGGAUCCGUACGGCUUCGAGCGCUCCGAUGACUUCGACUACGAGUCGUACGAGGAGCUGAUGUCCGAGUAUCUGGCCGUCCUCACCCGAAGGUCCAUCAAGUGGUCCAAACUCCUGCAGGGGAAGCGGCGCGUGGACCGCAACCUGAAGGUGAAGCGGUUCGUACGGAAAGGCGUCCCCAACGAGCACCGGCCGCUGGUGUGGAUGGAGUCGAGUGGAGCUCGGGAGAAGAUGGAGAGGAACCCUGGGUAUUAUCAGUCACUACUGGACCAACAACACGACCCCAAACUGCAGGAGAGCAUCCGCACUGAUCUGCACAGAACCUUCCCAGAUAACGUGUACUUCCGUCGGUCGGCGGAUCCGUGUCUGCAGUCGGCGCUGUAUAACGUGCUGGUGGCGUACGGACACCAUAAUAAAGCUGUGGGAUACUGUCAGGGAAUGAACUUCAUCGCAGGAUAUCUGAUCAUCAUCAGUAAAGACGAGGAGACGUCCUUCUGGCUGAUGGAGGCGCUACUGGGCAGAAUCCUGCCAGAUUACUACGGUCCGGCUAUGCUGGGUCUGAAGGCGGAUCAGGAGGUUCUGGGAGAGCUGGUGCGGCUCAAGGUCCCGGCGGUCUGGCGGCUCAUGCAGGAUCACGGGGUCAUGUGGUCUCUGGUGGUCUCGCGCUGGUUCAUCUGCCUGUUCAUCGACGUCCUGCCCGUGGAGACGGUGCUCCGGAUCUGGGACUGUCUGUUCUACGAGGGCUCGAAGAUCCUGUUCCGCGUGGCUCUGACUCUGAUCCGCCGGCACGAGGACCUGAUCCUGCAGGCCCAGAACCUGCCCGACGUCUGCGAGCGCUUCAAGCGCAUCACCAGCGGCGCCUUCGUCCACGACUGCCACGCCUUCAUGCAGGCGAUCUUCCUGGAUCCCGGGAGCCUCUCCAAGUCCAGCGUGUCGAAGCUGCGCGAGAGCUGCCGCGCGCGGAUCGUAGCCGGAGAACCCUGACUCACUCACACACUCACACAUUCCCACUGUUAGCAGUAGCGUGCGCUAACAGACUCCGUGAAGAUGUGUAUUUUCUUACGUUUGUAGAACUCUGAGAGUGUAGAAUAAUCGCAGAUGCUGGACUCGAGUCUUUAAUGCUGAACCGCUAUCAUCUCUUCUUAGUCUAAGACCAAUAAUACUGUGAAAUAAAACACUGGAAACCAUC